UUGUGUGGUGGACAAUGAGGGCCUGAGGUGUGGGGCUUAAAAAGGAUAGGCAUACUGUUUAACAGCCAGCAACUCUGGAGCGAGACUGGCCAAACUGAAGCUCCUGGAUAUUUAGGGUGACCCUGAGCUUCAAGGAGCAUCAACAAUGCUGUAUACUUUAGCUGGAGGUGGCACCCUGUGCGGCGUGGCCGCCCUGGUGCUUCUCAUCGUUUCUACGGCAACAGAUUUCUGGAUGCACUACCGCUAUUCAGGUAGCUCAGCCAAUCAAGGGCUUUGGAGGUUCUGCAUCAACCACAAAUGCCAUGCUCACACAAUGACUGUAGCCUUCUGGGAUGCCACCAGGGCUUUCAUGCUUCUGGCAGUGCUGAGCUGUUUUGCUGGCAUUGUGCUGGGCCUUAGCGCCUUCACCAAUGGAACCAAGAACAGAAGGGUCCGGACAGGAGGCAUCGCUCUGGUUCUCUCAGGUUUUCUUGCUCUGCUGGCUUUGGCUGUUUACACAGGAGUGACCGUCACUUUCUUUGGGAAACGCUUUCUGGACUGGCGUUUUUCCUGGUCCUACAUCAUAGGCUGGGUGGCUGCCAUUUUGGCUUUUGCAGCAGGUGUGUUUCAGCUCUGUGCCUAUCGGCAGACCUCUGCUGCACUCCCUCCUCCAAAUAACCCGGAGAGCUGAACAGGAAAAGCACACAGAUGGUCCUCCAGACUGUUGGAAUGAAGAUCAUUGCUGCUUUCGCUUCCUAGGAGUGU
This is a messenger RNA of Cyprinodon variegatus (sheepshead minnow), 744 nucleotides long. RefSeq names its product lens fiber membrane intrinsic protein-like (gene lim2.2). The coding region runs from base 146 to 670 and encodes 174 amino acids. The record is from RefSeq and is a predicted model, not a curated record. Gene Ontology annotation, molecular function: structural constituent of eye lens. Lineage: Eukaryota; Metazoa; Chordata; Actinopteri; Cyprinodontiformes; Cyprinodontidae. Gene Ontology annotation, cellular component: plasma membrane. The transcript is spliced from 5 exons.